AUGCUCAUCUAUUCCAAUUCUGUUGAUUAUAGCUCCAUUGAAAAGUUGUUCGAAUUCAUUGAUAAAGAUGGCUCCGGUAAAGUAUCUGCUGGCGAAUUGAGCCGUGCCAUGAAGGAAUGUGGCUUGAAUUAUUCAGAUCAAGAAAUCAAAGACAUCAUCUCUGCGGUUGACCAGAACCACGAUGGCAUGCUCGAUAUGGAAGAACUAAAGAAAGCCCUAAUGAAUCAUUAA
Molecule: messenger RNA, 231 nt
Organism: Protopolystoma xenopodis
Lineage: Eukaryota; Metazoa; Platyhelminthes; Monogenea; Polystomatidea; Polystomatidae
Source: the annotation of a GenBank genome assembly